AUGAUGUUGGUUUUGCUGUCAACACUGGUGUUAAUGCUAUUGCGUCGGUCACACGUCUCAAUCAAAAUCCUUGCACCCACUGCGGUCGUACCAAUCAUUCGGUGGAUACGUGUUUCCAACUUCAUGGUUUACCAGAAUGGUGGAUUGAAAAACAUGGCGAUUCUCGUGGUGGUUCCCGAUUUCAGACAACUCGUGGUCGUGGUUCUAACAAAGGAUGGAGUCGUGGUCGGUCCUCUUUUUCUUCUACUUAUCGAGCUAACAAUGCUCAAGCUUCCGCUGGAGAUGAGUCUCCGGAUCUUCCUGGUGUAA
Messenger RNA from Arabis nemorensis, 309 nucleotides. The record is from the annotation of a GenBank genome assembly. NCBI's taxonomy places the organism in Eukaryota, Viridiplantae, Streptophyta, Magnoliopsida, Brassicales, Brassicaceae.